AUGGCCUUGUCACCCGCGUCGGCCUUCUUGGCCCCCCCGGAAGAGUUGGCCGUCUUGACGGCCACGCCGAGCAAGGCCCUGCUGCGCCUCAUGUGGGGGCUCCAGGGCACCCGCAUGCGCGCCAUCCAGGUUGCCGAUGAUCCCGCAGACCCUCUCUCACCCUGCGUGCCCUACUACAACGACCCGUGGUCCGCCAGGUGCCACCCCAUCUCUUACGAGCCCGCCACGGUGCCGGCCAUAACUACUAUAACAGUGCACGAGAUGACGCUCAAGCGUUGGAAGCAGUCGUGGCUAGAGUUCCACGACAACCACGACGGCGUCAUGGCUUCGGACGCCCAGAUGUCCCAGCUCACUACCGAGUUCCCCUACAACCACCUGAUCCAGUGCUGCGGCACCGACCGCCCGCCCGCCGUCCAGGGUAUAACCGUCCACGCGUCGGGACGCUACCUGAGCGUAGGCGACUACGUCAAUACCGUGUACCCCUGGCUUAUGAGUAUGCGCCCGCAGAUCCUCGCCGCCAUAUACGAGACGCAGCGCUACCCGGUCUCGUCUGGCUCUAUGUCGCUACAGAUCGACCAGUUCUCGCCCGCGUUCCUCAUGGUGUACCUGUCCCUGUCGGACGACCCGACCGAGUCGUACGAGGUCCGGUCGAGCAUAUCGCGGAGCGUCGGCAUUCUGCUCACCAACAUCGCCUAG
Messenger RNA from Lasiosphaeria miniovina, 696 nucleotides. RefSeq lists its product as uncharacterized. The record is from RefSeq and is a predicted model, not a curated record. The coding region runs from base 1 to 696 and encodes 231 amino acids. The transcript has a single exon. NCBI's taxonomy places the organism in Eukaryota, Fungi, Ascomycota, Sordariomycetes, Sordariales, Lasiosphaeriaceae.